Molecule: messenger RNA, 3904 nt
Organism: Sorghum bicolor (sorghum)
Lineage: Eukaryota; Viridiplantae; Streptophyta; Magnoliopsida; Poales; Poaceae
Exons: 9
Coding region: 1493-3781 (762 amino acids)
Source: RefSeq, a predicted model, not a curated record
CAUCGCAAACAGCUUUUUCUCCCGUGGAGGCAGCGCACACACCUUUCUUCAACCUCCGUCGCCUAUUCGCUUGUGCUUGGUCAAGCCCAGAGCCACGGAGGUGCGUUGCCUCGCUCGUCCCCACGGAGGUGCGUGCCUCGCUCCUCGCCGCCAUUCAUGGUCGCGUUCGAGGCGGCGGCACCCUUGCUGCUGCACUACUCGCUCCACUGCCUCCAUUGCCGCCUGACUCGCUACAGCCAUCACUCGAUUUGCUUCACCGCCACCGCUCAAUUGACUCCACUGCCGCCGAAAUCAUUCUUUAUUCGGGAAGAAUCGACUCUACUUUUCUCUCUCCUCCCCAUGAUUUGAUUGCUGCAGUCGUUGGGUCGAGUCAUCCGUCUGCCACAUUGUGAGUUGCUUUUUCUUCCCACGGGAGAAGCCAUACCAGGCUCGGCUUCCACUCAACGAUCCGCAUGCCAUGGCCCUCUCGAGCCGCGCGCCUACGCCUCCCUUCUCGCCCAAUGCUCAGCAUCCCCAUCAUCAAUACAGAGAUGAUCCGGCUUCCCAGACAGGUCAUCGAUCCGAAAGUACUCCGUCUCCCCAACAGGAGCUGCCCGGCCUCAUCCCUUCUAUUAUGCUCCCCAUGCACCCACCGAAGCAUCCUUGGCUACCCUCACACCACCAGCCCCAACAUUGCUCCCCUCCGAGCGUCGACGCGGGCAUCAAGGGCAAGACGGCAUGGCCGCGGCGCGGUUCUUCCUGACAUCACGGGGCGACGGCGUGGGCAUGCGCUGAGAAAGAAGCGGCGGCGAGGCGCGACAGCUGCGGGCAUCUGGAACGCAGCCCCGCCCGCUGAACUCCCGCAGCUCCCUGCAUCCGGCAAGGAUGGCAAGCAGCUGCUCCCUGGGCAGGUAGGAGCGGUCCAGGUAGAGGGAGCGGAGCCCGGGCAGCGAGCGUGCCACCGCCACCACGUCCUCAGGCUUCACGGCCCCCGAGGUCUUGAGCCUCGUGAAGCCGGGGCAGUGCCGCGCUAGCUACGCGGCGAGCGCCGAGAAGGUGGUGGAGGAGGAGGACGGCUUGGUCGCUCAGGCGUGGGGCUAGGAUCCAGCGGUUCAAUGACGACGACCUGGACAAGGAGUUCGCCGCCGGUGGCGGCGGUUUCUGCGACUCGUCCGACGUGGAUGUGAGCCGGCGCGUCAUCUCAACGGCGGAGACAGCGCAACGUCCCGGCGGCACAGGCAGUGCGACAUUCCUCUCCUCCCCCGGUGUCCUCCGAUGCGACGCUCCUCUCCUCCGGUUUGACGGUGCCGCUCCUGCAUCUGCACCAACACUGCUCCACGCGUUCUGCGUCUACAUCAACGCCGCUCCUAGGAAACAAAGGGACCAACCUUGUUUGUAGGAUCCACCACCGCAACCACAUCUCACUUGUCGAGCUUUGGUGUGCAGCGAUCAUCCGAAGCAGAAAUUAGAGCACGUUCUGGCCAUGGCCAGGUAGACAGCCAAAAUCUUCUACAUGGAUCCGGUGGAAAAUAACAGUGGCCGCACUCCAUUAGGAAAUUUGACAAACACCGCCAAUGCAGGUUGUCAGAGUGUAUCCAAUUCACUCACACCAGUUGACGAUGCUAAGAAAUGCAAACGAGAAAGGGAAAGAGCACGAUAUGCGGAACAAAGGAAUGAAAUAAAUAUGAAGCGUCGUGAAAAAUAUCAUAUAAAAAAACAACAAAGUACACUCACCGACAGAUCGAGAGGUGACAUACCAAACAAAUUAAAAACCAAUUUAUGUGCAUUACCCUUUAGCUCUUAUUUAUGGUGUAACAAUUAUGUAGCUGAUGGAGUUGUAUUAGGUGAAGACACGGAUAAUGAUGAAAGUAAUGAUUGGUUGCAUAGGAAUGAUUCCUACCAACCCAUGCAGAUUGGUAAAGAGAACCUAGCUGCAUCUGAUCCUGCUAACACCAUGAAACACCCUAUGAAGAAUGAGUCAAAAAAAUUGUAUGAUAGGGAGCGCUACAAAAGUAUGACGCCUGAUCAGAGGCAAGCAAGGCGUGAACGUCAAAGGUUGCAUAACAGUGAACUCAAACGUAAGGAGGCCUUGAAAAUAGCUGACAAAAAAUUUAGAGAGAUACGGAAGCACACCCUACACCCAGAGUCAAUUGCCAUGGAGAACCCGUUAUAUAUUCCUGAGCCCGCUCUUGGAUCCACACUGAAAUCCAAUGAUUGGUUUAUCCCAGAGUCCAGUGCAACACCUCUUUAUAUUCCUCCAUCUCAUGAAGAGGCCGAUGAUGAAGGAUGUGAUGAGUCAAUAUCUAGCCAUAUGACAAAACGAUCACAUGUUCCAUCUGGACAAAGACAUGUGUUGUUAACGCAUCGUAACAUGAUGUUUGAGCGUCGCAUUGGUUCGAACACAAGGGCAUCUAAUAAAGAUGGUGAUUGCACUGGUUCAAACACACCCUUGCCUCAAUCAGUCAUGACCAUCAAUGAUAGGGCAAGACCCAACAUUCAGGCUACAUCGGCCACACCGAUGGCACCACUAUUUGAUGAAUAUAAUUGCAUGGGUGAAGAACACCUAAAUGAUAACACAUCCUUGCCUGAAUCAGUCUUGACCAACAAUGAAAGGAUAGGGCCUAGCCUGCAGCCUACAUCAAUCGCACAGACGACACCAUUAUUUUAUGAUAGUGAUAAUGAUGAGGGAGAUAUAUUUGAAGAGGAUGAGGAAGAGGAUGAGGGAUACCUAUUUGCUGGGCAAGAUGAGGAAGAUGAUGAUGAUGUCCAAGACAAUAAGCUUGAGGAAGACAUUACUUCUAUCCCUGAAGUACCUGACCCAUAUGAUGGGGUGUAUAGUAACAUGCCUACACAUACCCAUAUGCUAAAACCUGUUGCAAAUUGCGAGCAUUGCAAUGCGAAAAGGUUUGAGCAUGAACCACGUGGGUUUUGUUGCCGCAGUGGAAAGAUUGAGCUCAGUGAACAGAACAUACCUGAUGAGCUUAUGAGGCUUUGGUCAAGUAACGAUGCAGAUGCUAGGCACUUUCGUGACAACAUUAGAUUUUUCAAUGGCCAUUUCUCUUUCACUUCUCUAUAUUGUCGUCUUGAUAGAGCUACUGCAACAAUGAAAAACAGUGGCAUAUACACAUUCCGUGCACAUGGCCAGAUCUAUCACAACAUAAGGUCAUUUGGUAGAGAAGAUGGUAUGGAGCCAAGACAUCUUGAGCUUUACUUCUACGACGAUGAUCCAAGCCUUGAGCAUCGCUACCGACGAUGUCGUGAAGAGAAGUGCCAAAAAGACAAGGAAGUCAUUGAGAGGCUUGUGGCCAUCCUUCGUGACAACCCAUAUUCACAAAAACUUAGGAGUGUAGGCCAGGCUGAACACCUCGAGGACUAUCAUGUCACACUAAACCUUGACCAGAGGCUUGACCAGAGAACAUACAACGCACCGUUAGCUUCAGAGGUGGCUGCCGUUUGGAUCGAGGGAAGCGAACUCCUUGGUCAGUUCCAAAAUAGUGUUGUCUUGCAUGGGAAAGAUAGAAGCAGACAUGGUAUCCGCUCGUAUCAUGGAUGUUAUGAUGCUCUUUCAUACCCUCUAUUCUUCCCUAGGGGUGAGCUUGGGUGGCACAUGGAUAUUCCUAAAAAGGGAGUUAGUAUGGAAGAAGUCAUCGAGUACCGUGCCCUACAGAAGGCUCAUAGUGGGUCCGAAGAAGAAAUAGGUUUGUUCGUCUUAUUUAAUAAAUACUUCACAUGCAUGUGCCUUAAUAGUUAUGCUACAAACAACUCUAAUUCAUGGCUAUUUUUUUGUAGACUCUCCUGGUAGACUUUGUGUCUCUGUGCGUGACUACUAUUGCUACAAAUUUCAAAUGCGUCCUGGAAUAUUUAACCCCAUACUUUAUGGCAAGCGUUUAUUCCAGCAGUUUGCAGUUGACACAUACAUAAAGAU